GGGCCUAGUUUCCUCUUAAAUGAAAAUUAUAUUUGGUGACUUUCCAGGUGGUGCACAUGCUUUUGAGUUCAUAAUUAGUCCUCACUACAAUAGUAUCAGCAUGGAUUUAACUCCAUCCAAUGUGUCCAUGCUAUGUUGUUCUUCUCCUCAGUUUUUGGAAAUGGAAUGUGAGAAUCUUGGAACACCAAGCUUGAAGCCUCAUAUUGAAAUUUUUCUUGAAGGAAUUCAUUUCUGGACUUGGUUUGAGCUCUUGGAAGCAUUGAAACAAUGUCAAGAAUUAUUUCCUUCCAAAAGUUACUUAUCAAUUCUAGACAAAAUUGUGGAUCAAUUGAUAGAAAGGUUAACUUCUCCAUGCAUUGUUACAAGUCCAUACACAUGUUCUUCCAACAGAUCCAGCUUCCAAAACUCUUGUGACACUACUAGCAGUAACAACAGUUGGAGAAAUAAUAACUGCUUUGGAACAACAUGGUGGUUUGAACAUCUUUUGUUCUUGAAUAUUGAUUUGUUGGACAAGAUCAUAAGAACAAUGAUAUCUCAUGAUUUUGAUCAUUGUGUAGUCUCCAAGUUUUUAUUCUACUAUCACAACUUGAGUUGUGUUGGUGCUUCACAAGGUGAAAAGAUUGAGACAAUUAAGGUUAUAAUCAAUCUUCUUUCAUUGCUUGAUAUAGAAUCAAUUUCUUGCAAGGAUUUAUUCAAUCUUAAUCGAAUCGCGAUUAGUUUGAAAGCAAGCAAAUUUUUUAGAAACAAUAUAGAAAGUCUUAUAGGCCCUCUGCUUGAUCAAGUAAAUAUUGAUUAUCUACUUGUUCCAUCUCCACAUGGGAAGGAUCAUGCAUAUGAUGUUGAUUUUGUGUUAAGGGUCAUGCAUAUUUUUUUGUUAGGAGGAAGUUUUGAGGUAUGUUUGAACCGAGUUAAGAGAGUUGUUAAAAUGAUGGAUUUGUUUCUUGUGGAAGUUGCUCCUGAUCCUUAUCUCAAAUCUUCUGAAUUUGAAGCAUUGAUUACAGUACUACCAGAUAAUGUGAGGGAAUCACAUGAUCAAUUAUACCUAGCCAUGGACAUGUAUCUAAAGGUUCAUGCAGGAAUAGAUGAAAAGGAAAAGAUGAAUAUCUGUUGUGUAUUGAAUCAUGAGAAGCUGUCACCAGAUGUUUUGAGACAUCUUACUAGAAACUUGAUAUUUCCUUCGGAAACAAAACCAAGAGCUCAUGUCACUAGACAGAGUAGAAUGAAAACAUUACUUCAGGAAAAUGAUCAUUUGAAAAACUUCUUUGACUCUAUGUUUGGUAAAAGCUUCAAGAACAUAGAUGUGAAAGAGGAUGUUGAAAAGAGAACUUAUGAUGGUGAAGAGCUAAGGAAAUUUGGAGAUUUGGAAGGAAUGGAGAGUGGGACCCAUCUGGCUUGUGUAAAGAAGUCAGGGAUUCAUACUAUGAACAAUACUAUAUACUUGCCAAAAUUCUGUUCAUGAUUAUUAUUUUUCAUGUUUUCACUCUGAAUUUUGUGUAGCCAUAAUUAGUCUUCCAGAAUUAAAGGUGUACAAAUAUUUUAUGUGCAGAUAAGAAGUCUUGGGUGGUUAACUA
Messenger RNA from Cicer arietinum (chickpea), 1571 nucleotides. Its product is annotated as BTB/POZ domain-containing protein At3g22104-like. The record is from RefSeq and is a predicted model, not a curated record. Lineage: Eukaryota; Viridiplantae; Streptophyta; Magnoliopsida; Fabales; Fabaceae.